This is a messenger RNA of Paramecium pentaurelia, 315 nucleotides long. NCBI's taxonomy places the organism in Eukaryota, Ciliophora, Oligohymenophorea, Peniculida, Parameciidae. The record is from the annotation of a GenBank genome assembly.
AUGAAUAUUAAGUUGACGCAAUAUUUUCUGCCUAAAAUCAAAUAGCAAUUCUAAUUUUGCACUAUAAAUAUUUAAAAACUAAAAAAUGAGAGAGGGGUAUUAUUAGAUGACUUAAAAUAAAGGGAUUUCAUCAGUAUUCAGUUGGUGAAGCUUGAUAAUAGAUUAAUGUAGCAGAUUAUACCAAUAUUAUUAUUUUUAGGUCCUUCUACAUCAAAACUAAAAGAAGGAUAAUUGAGAUAGUUGCUUAAAUCCUUUUUAUUUCCUGCUGGGGAUAUCCUAAUGAAACAUCAUUUAGAUAUCUAUGAUUUACAGUGA